Dendronephthya gigantea is the source of this 4468-nucleotide messenger RNA. RefSeq names its product tax1-binding protein 1 homolog B-like. Bases 124 to 2847 code for a protein of 907 amino acids. Lineage: Eukaryota; Metazoa; Cnidaria; Anthozoa; Malacalcyonacea; Nephtheidae. The transcript has 4 exons. The record is from RefSeq and is a predicted model, not a curated record.
UGUCGUCAUUGCGGAAUAUGGUUCAUGUCGUAAUUGAAAUAGCAAAAAAUUGUUGUCGAAGUACUCUCAACUUUUGCUGAGUAAUAAAUAUACUAUAUAACUAAAAACCCACCAAAAUCGUAAAUGGAAGGCGCUGUAAGCGACAGUUCGGUUACAAGUGAAUCGAUAGAAGAAUCAAAAUUUGCUGGUGUUGUUUUCCACAAUAUUCAAGAAAUAUAUCUACCCGGAAAAGAUAUACGUUGUUGUUAUUCCAUCAAACCGUCUGUCUUGGCGACAGCAAACGACUGGAUAGGGCUCUACAAAGUCGGCUGGCAGUCUCCAAAGGAAUAUUUAUGCUACGAAUACUCCCCAGUCAUCGAAAAGAGUGCCGAACGUACUUCGUCUAUUUCGUCCAGUGCAUCUUUGUCGACACAAAAUUUAGUAGUGUUUCUCGGCAGCAAGCUGCCCUCAGAAGAAUGUGAAUUCUAUCAGUUUUGUUAUGUUACAAGCAGCGGGGAGAUUCGCGGGGCUAGCUAUCCGUUUCAGAUCAGUUUUUCUAAGCCAGGCGAACUAGAGUGCAGCGAGGAAGAGGACGAAAGCGGCGAAACAUUAUUGAUUGUUAAAAAUCGCACAACUUUGCUCGAAGAUUCGCUUGCAAAAGCUUACGACGAAAAUUCUAGAUUGAAAGCUUCGAAAGAAAAAUUCGAAGAUGAUUGUCUCAAGUUUCAGGAUAUGAUCCUGCAGUUGGAGGCAAGAAAAAGCGAUCUGGUUUCUCAAAAUGAAAAACAGAAAAGGUUGCUGGAAAAAGUGAAUUCUGAAAAAACUUUUUUUGAGGAAUCGUUUAAGGAGUCAGUCGAACAGCUGAAGAGUUCUCAGAGUGCUUUGAAGUUGGCAAACGAAAAAACGGAAGAAGUUCAAAAGCAGCUGGAUCAUGAACGACUAUGCCAUGUCCAAACAACUUCAGAGCAGCAGAAGUUUGAUGAAGAAAGAUCACAGCUCCUACAUGUAAUUUCCCAAAGAGAUGGCACAAUCCAAAACUUUUUGGACAGUAUUGAGGAAAAUAGUUGCAAGGCUGCAUCUUUGGAAUGUGAAAUUCAGAAAAUAAAAAGUGAGAAAGAAGCUGUGCUGGAAGAUUACAAUAAGCUUGUUGUUGAAAACAUCAAGACCAAUGAUUCUCUGGUCAAAUCAAAUCAAGCACAUGCAGCCUUGGAAAAAUCUGUGGCUGAACAAUGUGAACAAGUUUAUCAAUUACAAGCUGAGAAUUUGGUGAUGAAAGAUGAAUUGGCUGCCACUCAGAAAGAGCUGGAGGAUAUGUCCCAAUCAUUUGGCAAUAAACAAUCAUCCAUUGCUCAAGAACUUUGUAAGUAUGAAACCCAAAUUGAAUUGGUUACAUCGCAGUUAGAAGGCUCCCAGAAAGAGUUGUCUGCCACCAAGGAGAAACUUGAUGAUGCCCUUUCAGUCCUAGAAAAGGAGCAAAAAGUUAAUCAAGAACAAGUCCAAGAAUAUGAGGGGUCCAUUUUGAAGAUACAAAAUCAGCUGGACCAAGAGAGAGCUUUCAACAACUCAUUGUGUUCUGCAUCUGAUCGCCAAGUUGGUGAACUUCAAGAACAAUUGAAUGUUCAAUUGCAAUUGAAUUCUUCAGCUUUGAAGCAGACUGAAAAGCAAACUCAAGAAAUUAAACAUCUAGAAGAGAAAAUAACUGUAAAAGAGAAUGAAAUUGAAAGAAUGCAACUUGAAAUGGAGAACUAUGCACAGGAAUUGGAAUCUAUUAAAAAGCUGGAAAACGGAAGUUCGCAGUUAAAUGCAGAUGCCAGCAAGGCUGAAGGAAAUAUCGCUUUGGAGGGAUCAUACUUUGCUUUAAAAACAGCCCAUGAGCAACUGAGAAAGCAGUACAUACAGGCCAAGAAAGAUAUGGAAAAUGUCUGGCGUCAAAAAGCUGAUUUGAAGCGACAGCUUGCUACUAUUCAAUCUGAAAUGCCUGAAUCUGACCUGCGAUUCCAAAUGGCUAACCUAAAAAAGCAAAUUGAAGACCUUCGUAUACGACUGAAUAUGGGAGCUGAAGCAUACAAGACAAAGUUUAAAGAGUGUCAGAAGUAUGAAAAGCAACUCAAGAAGGUUCAAAAAGUCCCCAGUUGUCAGAAAACAACACAAAGUCCAUCAUCAAUGGCAGAGUUUGAGAUUCAAAAUCUUAAACAGACACUUGAGAACGAAAAGACAACUGCAGCCACCCUGAAGAAAUCUUUGGAAAACUAUAAGGAGGAAACACACAAUGCAAGAGAAGAAUUGUCAACGAUUAAAAAAGAAAAAGAAUUCUUGCAACGACAAGUCGCCACUCUCGAAAAAGAAGUUUGCAUCGGCAAUGAAGAAACACAAAAGCGUCUGGUUGAAGAUAAAGAGCUCCAAUCCCACAUUGAAUGUCUCCACAAUCAGUUGGAGGCAAAGUGCAAUGCCCUAAAUGAUAUUGAAGAGAAGUACAAGGCAUUAACUGAGAACAACGAAGGUGUGAUUGCACCAUUAAGUGACGAGAAUGAAAAACUUCAGCGUGCCCUUGAAGAUGCAUCCAAUCAAAAUGAUUCGAUAGUGAUGGAGAUGCAAGCUGAGAGAAUUAAAUGGAAACAGCAGAUGGAGAAGCAGAAUGCACUUAUAGAAGAACUGAAAAGAAAAAUUGGUGUUGAUUGUGUUGCUUCGCAAGACGACGCAAACAAAGACAAUGUAUUUGAGUCGACCAUAGUGGAGAAGACUAGCCGAGGACCCCCUUCGACCUCGAUUCAACCUGAGCAUCAGUGUCCUAUCUGUGAAAUUUUUUAUCCACCCCACUGCGCGCAGAAGGACUUUGAAGAACACGUUCGUUCACAUUUUGAUGAUUAGUGAUAGGUACGUAAGAAUGGAAUAAAAAAAUUUGUGUACUGCAUUUAUAAUUAAUUAGCCUAAAAUCGACACAUUGUAAGUGUGUGUACUAUAGACGCGGAAAUCAGCAUUCAAAGAAUUCCUUUGGUUUGAAUAAACCGUCAGACCAAUAGUCUGAAAUGCAGACAAUUUUAGGCAGUCAAAAAAAAUUAUCUAUGCUAAGCCCCCAACAUUUACUUCGAGGGAGCUAUAAUCUCCCCUGUCCUGAGUCUCAGGUGGACAUCUGAAGCGAAAAAUAGCCGAAUCAAUAAAUUUAGGAUUUCGUCUAAGAUAUAGUACACGUACUUCAUAAGUUAUAUAUCGUAGAAAGAGAGGGAAAUUUGUAAUACAAAGUAUGAUAAUUUAGAUCGAAAAUGGGCUAAAACAUUUGGCGUAAAAACAGGCAUUAAUAGUACUGCAAGAGCAAGUUGUUAGAGCUGAAAUGGUUAAGUAAUUCUAUACCCAUAUAUAUCCGAUUAAUAUAGAGUUUUGUAUACUUGGCUCGUGCAACUUAUGUCAAUACCCCCAUUGGAGUGCGCAUAGAUUAUAUAUCCACUAUGUUUAAAGACAUUAUUUUACUACUAAAACCAUGUGGAAUGCUUUUGAAAUAGUAACUUUUUAAUAAGUUCUUUACACGUUUGUUCGUGUAAGCACCACGUGAGUUAAGUUUUGCAAAACUUAAUUAAUUGUUAAAAAAUUAAAUUAUUGCAAAGCUAAAUUCAUCUGGCGUUUCCACUAAAAAAUCCAUAAUUCCAGCAAAUCAUAUAAUGGUCUGUCUAGUUCCCACGUUUUUGUCUCCACGUUCACCUGACUGAAAUAACAUAUAAUUAUAAAGAACUGAAUAUAUAAUUACAGUACUCCACUAAGGUGGCUCCCUACAGUUUUAAUUAGGUUGCACACCGUUGUGCUUAUUUUAUCAUGUUGCCAGGUUUGAUCACGAAACUCGGCUAGGUAACUGCUACAUCAAUGCAUAUUACGAACGAUUAACAAUUUCGUUAAUGGACCUUUUGCAUAUAAUAAACCAAUUUUUUAUUCGGGCAACAAAAAGGAAAUUUCCUAAAAGUUUGGCUGCGAAAUGUUGCAAAGUAUGGAAAAAAAUAGCCAGGCGAAGUUGGCAAUUUGUAUACUUUUUUACUACGGCCGGAAGUGUGUAACUAAACUAGUUACACGCUCCCGACCGUAGUAUAAUGUAGUAUAUAUUUUCCAUACUUUACAACAUUUCGCUGCCAAACUUGGCAAAUAUACUAAUUUCGGUAUGCUCUUUUUAGCUGUGGUGAUUUAUUUCCUUCUUGCUAUGUAGAUCAUAAGCUGGUCUAUUAUGCAAAAGGUCCAUUAUUCUCUGUUUUACAACAGGGCAAUUUUAAAAUAAAUAAAUUUUCUCCGGUAAAAGUUUCUAAUUCUUUGCACACAGGAAUAUUACCUAUAUUUAGUUUAAAUGAUGGCAAACCGUUGUGCUGAAAAAAUAAUCGUACGAGCACUUUUUGAGGUAAUUUUUUUAUCUUUCGCUCGUACGGUUUUAUUAACUUCUACACAUUUCUAUAUUAUUCAUUUCAAUAUUAGAGGGAAGUCAGAGAGGUUUUAAAAAUAUUUACCGGAAGAAACA